UGCAUUGCUUAUUUCUUCAUUGAUUAGAAGAAGACAGAAACCUUUUGCUACAAUGAAGACACUCCUAUUAGGGCUGGUAAGCUUUUAUGUGUUAGUGCCAGCUAGAGCAGAAGAGUUAACUGAAGUGGAUAAUAAUAACAAUAAUGCACUUUCAUCGUUGGAUAUAACCAAAAGGUUUGAUGACCUUGCAGCAAGGUUGAACUUAUUGGAACAGGAGGUGAAGAUGAAGAAAGAGACACCAAGGAUUGCAUUUUCAGCUGCCCUAUUUAAUGACGGAUACCGUGGCCCUUUCAAUACUCCAACUACCCUUGUAUUUUCAAACAUGUUCAUAAACCUUGGCAACUCAUACAACCCAAGUACAGGCAUUUUUACAGCAUUUGUAAAAGGAACCUACUACUUCAGCUUCACCGUGUUUUUAAACAGUAAUUCAAAAAUGUUUACCAGCUUAAUGAAAAACAAGGACAGAGUUGUUUCAGUGUGGGAUAACUAUUCUCCUGAUGGUAACGACUCCGGCAGCAACACAGCUAUUCUUCAGCUGGAAGUGGGAGACAACGUGUAUGUAAAACUGUAUGAAGAGAGGCAGAUAUACGAUGAUGGGACCGGUUACACAAGCUUCUGUGGGUUUCUGUUAUUUCCAUCAUAAAUUGCAUCAUUACAAUCCAAACUAUGCAGAAAUUUAAUGCUUAUACAAUAAUCAUGCAGUUUGUGGUUAGUUUCAUUUUUAUCAAAGGUGCCGCUCUAUGUGAAUUAUUCUUUCAAACCAAAAAUGACCAAAAAAAGCAAGAAUAAUUUAAUAUAAUAAUAAUAAUAAUAAUAAUAAUAAUAAUAAUAAUAAUAAUAAUAAAUGUCCUCCCAAACAGUCAUGUGGUCCCAAAUAUAGCAGUAGUACCUCAAACUUCACUUUUGUACAUUAGCUUUAUAUGUUGCGAGAUUCUUUAAUUUUCAUCAAUAUCAAAUAUCAUUCAAAAUCUAAACCUUUAUCUUAUACGUGUGUUGGUUUAAUCUGUAUUAUGCUUAUCACCAGUGGUUUCUAAUAUUUGGUGCAGUACCAUAAAAAAAGUCACCAAGGCAUUGCUUAUAACAUUUAUGUAACAAAAGGUUUAAUUGUUUGAUUUUUUGUUUUGUUUUGCUUGUAUUUACAAACAUUUAUUAGAAACUGCAUGGUAAAAUAAAAGCAUC
This is a messenger RNA of Polyodon spathula (Mississippi paddlefish), 1179 nucleotides long. Its product is annotated as complement C1q-like protein 2. The transcript is spliced from 3 exons. Lineage: Eukaryota; Metazoa; Chordata; Actinopteri; Acipenseriformes; Polyodontidae. Gene Ontology annotation, molecular function: protein binding. The coding region runs from base 53 to 643 and encodes 196 amino acids. The record is from RefSeq and is a predicted model, not a curated record.